Malaya genurostris is the source of this 1932-nucleotide messenger RNA. Its product is annotated as methanethiol oxidase. Bases 142 to 1587 code for a protein of 481 amino acids. The transcript is spliced from 4 exons. Gene Ontology annotation, molecular function: selenium binding. NCBI's taxonomy places the organism in Eukaryota, Metazoa, Arthropoda, Insecta, Diptera, Culicidae. The record is from RefSeq and is a predicted model, not a curated record.
CCACUGAAUCAUUACUUAUCUUCAAUAAAACCGGCUUCACAAGCAAAACAACAACAGAUUUCGCUUUGAACAGAUUCGUUCAGUCAAACUGCGCACUCUGCCCAAAUCAGUUGAUUAUAAUUUCUGGCGAUCAACAGUAAAAUGAGCCAAUCAAAAUGUUAUUGUGGACCGGGUUAUGCAACUCCGUUGGAUGCUGUUCGUGACGGUCCUCGGGAGAAGCUUCUGUAUGUAGUGACAGUACAGCCAAAUCUGAACGAGUCGCACGGUGAUUAUCUUUCUACUGUCGAUGUGGAUCCCGAUAGCCCGACUUUCUGUCAAAUAAUUCAUCGAACGUUCACCAACAGUACGGGCAAUGAGUUACACCACAGCGGAUGGAAUACCUGUUCCAGUUGUCACUUCGUGGACAAUAAAACGAAAGCUCCAAAGAGAGACCGAAUGGUUUUGCCUUGUUUGAAUUCAGACCGCAUUUUCAUUGUCGAUGUUGGAACUGAUCCUAAAGCACCGACUUUGUUCAAAACUAUCGAAGGAACAGUAUUGAAAGAGGCAAACGCCACUGCACCUCACACGACUCACUGUCUGCCAAAUGGAAAUAUAAUGAUAUCGGUCAUGGGUGACGCAGAAGGUAAUGCAAAAGGAGAGUUUGUUGAGUUUGAUAAGAAUUUCGAGUUCGUGGGAGUCUGGACCAGAGGAGAUAAGACGGCGCUGUGUGGGUACGAUUACUGGUACCAGCCAUAUUUCAAUGUGAUGGUAUCGUCCGAAUGGGGUGCUCCCAAGUUGUUCAGACGUGGUUAUCAAGACUCGGAUAUUGAAGAUCCGGCACAGUACGGUCGGCGGCUCAACUUUUAUAAAUGGAACGAACGUGAAUUGUUCCAAACCAUAGAUCUAGGGGAAGAAGGAAUCUGUCCCCUGGAAAUUAGAUUUCUGCACAAUCCCAAAGAAAAUCAAGGAUAUGUAGGCUGUGCACUGAAGGCCAAAGUAUUCCGAUUCUAUCGGGAUGAAACUACCGAUCAGUACAUUGCACACAAAGUUAUCGAUGUACCAGCCAAAAAAGUCGAUGGAAGGCCCUCUCCAUACAUCAAUGGAAUGAUGACAGAUAUUUUAAUCUCUCUUGACGAUAGGUUCCUUUACUUCAGCAAUUGGCUUCAUGGAGAUGUUCGUCAGUAUGAUAUAACCGAUCGUGCAAAUCCUAAACUAACCGGUCAAGUUUGGCUGGGCGGUGCCAUUCUUAGCGAUUCAAAAGUGAAAGUUGUCGAGGACAAAGAACUAACCUAUCAACCGGAUCCAGUUUUCAUUAAAAAUCGGCGACUGCUGGGAGGUCCGCAAAUGUUACAACUUUCGUUGGACGGGAAACGCCUCUACGUGUCGUCUAGUUUAUUCUCCCCCUGGGACAAGCAAUUUUACCCGGAGAUGGUGAAAGCCGGUGGAACAAUCGUGCAGCUUGACAUCGACACGGACCAAGGAGGCAUGAAGAUCAAUAAAAACUUUUUGGUCGAUUUCGCCGAUGAACCUUACGGUCCAUCGCUUCCGCAUGAAAUGAGAUAUCCGGGUGGUGAUUGCACUUCCGAUAUUUGGGUAGUAAACGAAUGAGUAGAUUCGUUCUCAUUCUAUCCCAUUCUUUGGCCAUGCAACAAUGAAGCAACUGAAACUAUAUUUUAUAGAGACAACGAGUGAAUCGAAAUCAUUGGUUUUAAGAAAGGACCGUUUUUCUCAAGAUUGGUUUCAAGUAUACGUUUUAAUUCAGAAUCUUAAGCAAACAGGAAUUCCCUAAGCAAAAUUUUGAUUACUGAUAAGAGUCUUCCUUCAAGAACCAACAACUGCAAGCUGAAUAAUGCCAGAGUAACGAUGUGUAAUAAUUCAUGUAAAUGGUUGCAACCUCAUAAUAGUGUUAAAAGUGAGAUAUAUUAAAUCUAAGAUUAUAUAUACUUUCAAUAA